Molecule: messenger RNA, 855 nt
Organism: Ananas comosus (pineapple)
Lineage: Eukaryota; Viridiplantae; Streptophyta; Magnoliopsida; Poales; Bromeliaceae
Product: ubiquitin domain-containing protein 1-like
Exons: 4
Coding region: 278-619 (113 amino acids)
Source: RefSeq, a predicted model, not a curated record
UAGAUAGAUCUCAACAAAGGACUCCUCUAGUGAUGCUGCUCUCUUUCUCUCUCCUCCUCUCUCGGUGACUCCCAUUUUGACCUCAAGAGAACCUCUCUCUCUCUCUCUAUCUCUCUCUCUCUCUCUUUCUCUCUCUCCCACCGCCCAAAAUCGACUCUUCUCGACCGCUUCUGCUUCAAGCCGCAGCGGAGAAGGCGAUGUUGUGAUUCCUCACUCGGCCUCCUCUCGCUUUCGAUCUCCGCCGCUUAGAAGCGCGAGGAAGAGGACGAUCGAUACCAUGGGUUGUGUUGGAUCUACUCAGAAGGGAGAAGAGAAUAGUAAGAAACUCCGAAAGCCAAAGCCUUGGAAGCAUACUCAGCCGAUAACCAGUGCAGAGCUCAAACAGAUGCGUGAUGAAUUCUGGGAUACUGCUCCUCACUAUGGCGGCCAGAAAGAGAUUUGGGAUGCACUCCGGGCUGCAGCUGAAGCUGAUUUAAGCCUUGCGCAAGCAAUAGUAGACAGUGCCGGUAUUAUUGUGUCGAGCACCGACAUGACUCUUUGUUACGAUGAAAGAGGUGCCAAGUAUGAGCUUCCCAAGUAUGUUUUGAGCGAGCCCACUAAUUUAAUUCGGGACAGCUAGUUGUGACGAAGAACCGAAACAUGAAUAAGUUAAUGUAAAUUAUGUAAAUGACUCUCCUUUUGUUUCUUCAUUCAAUUCCUGUGUGCACUUGUAAACUGAACUGAAAUAUGAAUCAUAGUACUCAAGCUUUAUGUUUCAAUUCAACGGCACACACUUAGCUCUGAAAUUACAGGUGUGCUUUCGUGCUUAUGGUGUAAUAUGAAGCAUCGCAUAUAUCUUUCCUUCACUCUUCUAAA